This is a messenger RNA of Drosophila bipectinata, 1113 nucleotides long. Its product is annotated as protein scabrous-like. NCBI's taxonomy places the organism in Eukaryota, Metazoa, Arthropoda, Insecta, Diptera, Drosophilidae. The record is from RefSeq and is a predicted model, not a curated record.
AUGAGGCUACCAACGGUGUUUCUAUUAGUUGUUUCCUGUGCCCUGGGAUUCGAACAGGAGUCCUGCUAUCUAUCUGAGGAAGAGGAGGAUCAGUGCGCUUCGGUGUGUUAUCCCAUUGUUAAACCUUUAUUAAGAUACUUUGAGGUUUGCCAGACGAAGGACAGGACGAAUGCAGAGCUGCAGGAGAAAUACUCGAAGAUUGAGGAAAAAUAUGUAACACUUGUGGAAAACUAUUCGAAAAUUAAGGACGAACUGAAUAAAGUUAGUCUCGAAAAUAAGGACUUGCAAGCAAAGAAAGAUCUGGAAUUUGAAAAGCAAAAAGUUCAAAUCGAACAACAAAGUACUCGAAUUAUUCAACUGCAAGAUGAAAUAUCUGAUCUGAAAAAGUCAUGCGAACUGAGCGUGCUGAAGAAUCUGUUUAGUGAAGAAUUGGAAAAGCUACAAAAAAUAACAAAAAGCGGCCAAGAGGUUAUAAUUGAAAAAGAAAACAAUGACAGCAAAGUAAACUCAGUGACGAAAAUUGAAGCUACUAACACUACUACGAGUCCGUCGAAUUCAGAAAAACCAAUCGAAAUCCUACCAGAUCGUUGCCCAGAAACCCAAGAUGAUAUGUUUUCCUACCCAGAAAUCCAAAUCCCAGGAUUGGAACCUUUUCAGGUGCGUUGUUACUCAGAUGAGAAGAUUGGAUCUGGGUGGAUGGAGGUUUAUUGGAAACAUGAAAAUUCAGAGGAUUUUAAUCGUACAUAUGAGGAGUACAUCAACGGAUUUGGAAAACUGUGGCGUCAAAAGUUCAUGGGACUUGAAAAAUUACAUAUUUUAACUAAUUGGAAGCCCCAUGAGGUAAGAAUCGGUUAUCUAGUGCAAUGCAAAACCUUCGUUGUGGGCGAUAAGAGCGAAGGCUACAUGCUGAAGAAGAUUGACGGGUGUAUUAGAAAUACAGAGAAGUUCGACCUAAUCCAGGGCACCAAGUUCUCAACAAAGGAUCGAGAUGAGGACGGUAAUCCGAAUCACCAUUGGGCGAAGGAAGUGGGCUUUGGCUGGUGGGUCAGUUCUGGACUGGAUUAUAAUGUUAAGGGCGAGGCAAUUUUAAUGCAAAUCCGAAGAAAAGAUUAA